UCUGUCCCUUUUCCCCCUCCUCUUCCAGACCCUGCUUCGAGAUGGCAAGCGUGAGAGCAUCGUCAGCACCCUCUUCAUCUCCCCCGGUGAUGUAGAGAAUGGACAGAGCAUCGUGUGCCGUGCCACCAACAAGGCCAUCCCUGGGGGGAAGGAGACUUCAGUCACCAUCGACAUCCAGCACCCCCCACUUGUCAACCUGUCAGUGGAACCGCAGCCGGUGCUGGAGGACAACGUCGUCACAUUCCACUGCUCUGCAAAGGCCAACCCAGCUGUCACCCAGUACAGAUGGGCCAAGCGAGGCCAGAUCAUCAAGGAGGCCUCUGGGGAGGUGUAUAGAACCACCGUGGACUACACAUACUUCUCAGAGCCUGUGUCCUGCGAGGUGACCAAUGCUCUGGGCAGCACCAACCUCAGCCGCACAGUGGACGUCUAUUUUGGACCCAGGAUGACCACAGAGCCCCAGUCCCUGCUCGUGGAUCUGGGCUCUGAUGCAGUCUUCAGCUGCGCCUGGAUUGGCAACCCGUCCCUCACCAUCGUAUGGAUGAAGCGGGGCUCUGGCGUGGUUCUAAGCAACGAGAAGACCCUGACACUCAAAUCUGUCCGCCAGGAGGAUGCUGGGAAGUACGUGUGCCGGGCCGUGGUGCCCCGGGUAGGAGCUGGGGAGCGUGAGGUGACCCUGACUGUCAAUGGACCCCCCAUCAUCUCCAGCACCCAGACCCAGCACGCCCUCCACGGUGAGAAAGGCCAGAUCAAAUGCUUCAUCCGGAGCACACCGCCACCAGACAGAAUAGCCUGGUCCUGGAAGGAGAAUGUGCUGGAGUCAGGGACGUCUGGGCGCUACACAGUGGAGACGGUCAGCACGGAGGAGGGUGUCAUCUCCACCCUGACCAUCAGCAACAUUGUCCGGGCGGACUUCCAAACCAUCUAUAACUGCACCGCCUGGAACAGCUUUGGCUCUGACACCGAGAUCAUCCGGCUCAAGGAGCAAGAGUCUGUGCCGAUGGCCGUCAUCAUCGGGGUGGCCGUAGGAGCUGGUGUGGCCUUCCUCGUCCUAAUGGCAACCAUUGUGGCCUUCUGCUGUGCCCGUUCCCAGAGAAACCUGAAAGGGGUUGUGUCAGCCAAAAACGAUAUCCGAGUGGAGAUUGUCCACAAGGAGCCUACCUCCGGUCGGGAGGCAGAAGAGCACUCCACCAUCAAGCAGCUGAUGAUGGAACGGGGUGAAUUCCAACAAGACUCGGUACUGAAGCAGCUGGAAGUCCUCAAAGAAGAGGAAAAGGAGUUUCAGAACCUGAAGGACCCCACUAAUGGCUACUACAGUGUCAACACCUUCAAAGAGCACCACUCGACCCCGACCAUCUCCCUGUCCAGCUGCCAGCCCGACCUGCGUCCCGCAGGCAAGCAGCGUGUGCCCACAGGCAUGUCCUUCACCAACAUCUACAGCACCCUGAGCGGCCAGAGCCGCCUCUACGACUACGGGCAAAGGUUCGUGUUGGGAAUGGGCAGCUCCUCCAUCGAGCUUUGUGAGCGGGAGUUCCAGAGGGGCUCCCUCAGCGAUAGCAGUUCCUUCCUGGACACACAGUGUGACAGCAGCGUCAGCAGCAGCGGCAAGCAGGACGGCUACGUGCAGUUUGACAAGGCCAGCAAGGCCUCCGCCUCCUCUUCCCACCACUCCCAGUCCUCUUCCCAGAACUCCGACCCCAGUCGACCCCUGCAGCGGCGGAUGCAGACUCACGUCUGAGGAUCACACACCGUGGGCGGGGACAGGCCAGGGAAGAGGGCAGGGCAUGCUCUGGCUCUCCAGGGACCAGGGCGACUUUGCAGAGGACCCCAGAACUGGACACCUCCAGGAUGGCCUUUGAGCACCUCUGCCAACACCUUCCUGUGAAACUCUGAUCAAGCACAAAUCUGGGUCCCCAGCAGCAGCCUGCCAGAGGCAGCAGGUGGGGAAACGGAUGGAGGAUGCCGCUGAUGUGCUUGGUGCUAGACACCUUUGUCCCCAGCCCUUUUCUGGAGGCCCCUCUACCAUCUCCUCCCACAGGCACUAGUGGCAGCUAUAAAUUUGCUUUCAUGAAACUGCCGUCCACUCUCUGGUGUCCCCUGGGAUUUCCCCCUUGCUGCCCAUAAGCCCUCCCUGUGCCUGUGCUCCUAUACAGCCCUGGGGAGAAAAGGAGAGUUCUUCCCAGCACCAAGCUGCUCCAGAGACCGCAGCUCCCCACACUGCUCCCAGCCCACGCCUCAGAGACUUGAGAAGCCAGAAAUGGCCCUGGCCAAAAGAGCACACCACCUGGGAACCUGGCUCCAAUUUGUUUGGUGUUUUGUGUCCAUACUCUUGCAAUUCUGUCCUUGGACUUGAUGCCUCUGAACUCGGAGGUGGGACUGGCCCAAUCAGAGCCUGGUGUCCUGUGGGGAGGGAGACUGUGAAGCCUGGGGAAUACCGUACCCCUCUCCAGACUGCGGGAUUCAGAGCCUCCCCUGCCCCCUGCUUUAUGUACUCCCCACCUCCCCACAGCACAAUCAGAAUUAAUAUAAGGAGUGAGAGUUGGUCUGGUCAGGGUUCUUUGAACAGUCAAUGGAGAGUGUUUCCUGGGUGGUGUUGGUUUGAGGGGGCUGGAGAUCAGGUCCCGAAGAGGAUGAGACUCUACUUCUCUGCUAAUGAACACCAGGAGCAAAGAUCCUGUCUCCAGUAAGACUCCAUGGGCAAGAGGGAAAGUUCAUCUGCGCCUCUCCUCUUCCCCCAUUCACCAUCUGAAAAUAAAUGUUAGGGCCAUUACCCCAGCAAA
This is a messenger RNA of Ictidomys tridecemlineatus (thirteen-lined ground squirrel), 2780 nucleotides long. Lineage: Eukaryota; Metazoa; Chordata; Mammalia; Rodentia; Sciuridae. The record is from RefSeq and is a predicted model, not a curated record.